AUGCGUUUGGUAUUGGAAUCAUUUGCUGAUUUUUUCAACACUCGAUUACUUGACAAUCCAGAUGCGUUCCUUAUUAGAAUACCCACAACAUGGGUAUGGUUUUUUUUGCGAAAUCGACAACCACUGUUGUUCAUACGAUAUGCAACUGAUUUGAUCACGAAAUGGAGAAAUAGAAUGUUACCUACAAUAGCACAAAUAAUAAUGGAUCAACAGACAGUUACUUUACAACAUUUAGUCGACAUUAUUGAUGAUGAGAAAUUAUGGAAGGUUGGUCAUCGGUUAACAAUAAGUAAUUUAAAUCCUAAAGAUCGUUAA
Molecule: messenger RNA, 315 nt
Organism: Rotaria sp. Silwood2
Lineage: Eukaryota; Metazoa; Rotifera; Eurotatoria; Philodinida; Philodinidae
Source: the annotation of a GenBank genome assembly